Osmia lignaria (orchard mason bee) is the source of this 1161-nucleotide messenger RNA. NCBI's taxonomy places the organism in Eukaryota, Metazoa, Arthropoda, Insecta, Hymenoptera, Megachilidae. The record is from RefSeq and is a predicted model, not a curated record.
AUGUAUCGCCAGAUUCUUAUUGACCCGCGAGAUCUCGACUACCAAAGAAUAUUGUGGCGGGACUCGCCCCUCCUACCAGUAGAAGAGUAUCAACUCCUCACGGUCACAUAUGGGACCGCUCCAGCUCCGUAUUUGGCUCUUCGCGUCUUGCAACAAUUAGCCGAGGAUGAGGGCUCGCCCUAUCCCGAGGCGGUUUCCGCUCUUCGCGAACAAGCCUAUAUCGAUGACUUCCUCUUCGGAGGCGAUAGCCUCGAGUCCGCUCGCCAAUUGCGAAACCAAACCGUUGAACUAUUAGGAAAAGGCGGCUUCUCGUUAAGAAAAUGGGCUAGCAAUAGCUCUGCGCUCCUGUCCGACAUCAACCCUCAAAACCACGGACUCGCGAUGAGUAAAUCAUUAAAAGCCGACGAAAUCAUAUCCGUGCUCGGCAUUACAUGGAAUCCAGCAUUAGACCAGUUUCACUUUAAAUUAGCAGUACCCACCGAAUUGCCUAAGACAAAACGAACAAUUCUCUCUACCAUAGCAAAGCUCUUCGAUCCCUUAGGUUGGAUCGCGCCAGUCAUCAUUGUAGCAAAAAUAUACCUUCAGACUUUGUGGUCCAGUCAAUGUGAUUGGGACGACGUUCUUCCAAGUUCCCUUCUCUCGAAGUGGCAUAAUUUUUACGAUCAACUGCCUGAUUUGGAACAUAUUUCCAUUCCACGAAAAAUUUCUCCGCAAAUCAUUAAAACUCAAAGCCUGCAUGGGUUUUCUGAUGCGUCAACGAAAGCGUAUGCGGCUGCUGUUUACUCGCGAAGUGUUUUGUGUGACGGCACCGUUAGCAUAUCACUCAUCCUUGCCAAAACUCGCGUAGCUCCACUCAAAACGAUCAGCGUGCCCGGAUUAGAAUUAUGCGCCGCGCUGCUUCUGGCUCGCCUCUUAAAGUUCGUUCGAAACGCGUUAAAUCAGGAAACGAUCGAAUCCCACUGUUGGACCGACUCCAGUGUCACAUUAGAGUGGGUCAAUCAACCACCGACUCGAUGGAAAACCUUUGUCGCAAACCGCGUAGCACUUAUUCACGAACUUAGUCCUAACGCACAGUGGCAUCACGUAUCAACCCACGAAAAUCCCGCCGACUGCGUGUCUCGCGGGAUGUCUAUUAAACAAUUAAAGGAUUACCAAUUAUGA